Molecule: messenger RNA, 1719 nt
Organism: Aspergillus glaucus CBS 516.65
Lineage: Eukaryota; Fungi; Ascomycota; Eurotiomycetes; Eurotiales; Aspergillaceae
Product: putative MFS monosaccharide transporter
Exons: 6
Coding region: 52-1719 (555 amino acids)
Biological process (GO): transmembrane transport; carbohydrate transport
Cellular component (GO): membrane
Molecular function (GO): carbohydrate:proton symporter activity
Source: RefSeq, a predicted model, not a curated record
AAAAAAAAAAAAAAAAAAAAAAAAAACAUUCAAAUUCCUACGCACAUCACAAUGGCCGACCUAAUCCCAUCAUGGAACCUCGUCCACAAACUUGAGAAGCGCAGUCUUCUCGUCGGCAUCAACUGCGUCGCAGCCCUCUCAAUCCUCUUCUUCGGCUACGACCAAGGAAUGAUGGCCGGUGUCAACAAUUCCCCAAACUACAUCGACCUAAUGGGCUUUGGACAUACGAAAUUGGAAGAUGGCAUGCUCACACCAGUCGUGACUAACAGCCUUUUACAAGGUGGGAUCGUAUCGGUUUAUUACCUGGGUACACUUUGUGGUGCACUGCUGGGUGGCUGGGUUGGUGAUCGGAUUGGGAGGGUUAAGACUAUUGCUGUUGGUUGUGGGUGGGCGGUUCUGGGUGCUGCGCUGCAGUGUUCGGCUAUGAAUCAUGAGUGGAUGAUUUGCUCGCGUUUUAUUAACGGUGUCGGUACGGGUAUCCUGAAUGCCAUCGUCCCCGUCUGGGCUACAGAAGUCGCGGACCAUACUUCCCGUGGACAGUUCAUUGCCAUCGAGUUCACCCUCAACAUCUUCGGUGUCGUCCUCGCAUACUGGUUGGAAUUCGGUCUAUCCUUCAUCGACGGCGGCAAAUCCGCCUUCCGCUGGCGCUUUCCCAUCGCAUUCCAACUCAUUUUCCUCAUCGUUCUCCUCGCCGCUGUCUGGUUCUUCCCCGAAUCACCCCGAUGGCUCGUAAAAGCAAACCGCGAACAAGAAGCACGGUAUAUCCUCGGCCGUCUGCGUGGAAGCUCUGGCGAGGAUGCGAUCCGCGCUGAGGCUGAGUUCCAGGAUAUCCAGAGUAUUGUGGAGAUGGAGAAUACCGUUGGACAUAAUUACUCGUAUCUGGGGAUGUUGUUUGACUAUAAGCCAGGGAAGUUGCAUCUUGGACGGCGUGUGCAGUUGGUGGCUUGGUUGCAGAUUAUGCAGGAGUGGGUUGGGAUUGCUGGUGUUACAGUUUAUGCGCCAACAAUCUUCAGCAUUGCCGGAUUCGAUACAAUGAAGAGCCAAUGGAUCAGCGGUCUCAACAAUGUUUUCUACAUGUUCGCAACACUCGUCUGCGUCUUCACCCUCGACCGAAUCGGCCGUCGCUGGACAUUAUGGUGGGGAGCCGCCGGCCAAGCAAUCGCCAUGUUCCUCGCGGGUGGUUUCUCUCGUCUUGGUAUUGAUGCUCGCGCGGCAGGGGAGAUUGCUAAAGCAGACUCUUACGGAGCCGCAGCUGCUUCGUUUGUUUUCAUUUUCACCGCCGUCUUCGGUGCGACUUGGCUUGUCGGACCGUGGAUUUAUCAAGCUGAGGUGUUCCCGUUGGCCGUUCGAGCUCGUGGUAAUGCUUGGGGUGUUGUGGGUUGGAGUAUCGGUAAUGGAUGGCUGACCCUCCUCUGCCCCGUAAUGUUCGACUCCAUCGGCGAAAAAACCCUCUACGUCUUCGCCGCCUGCAACGUCAUCAGUAUCCCCAUGGUCUGGGCUCUAUACCCAGAGAGCAACCAGCGCACACUAGAAGACAUGGAUCUGCUCUUCGCGUCGGAUUCAUGGUGGGUGUGGGAUGCGGAGAAGACAUUUGCGCGUCUUAAGGAGGAGAACCCGGGAUACAUGCAGACCGUUGCGCGGAAGAAUAGUGAGGUUGAUGCUGAGGCCGGCCGUGUUAAAGAUUCGGAGAAUGUGGCGACUGUUGAGCAUCGGUCGUGA